CUGGCUGCCCUUUCCGCUGAAGCUGACUAUCAUUUCUACUUCUGUUACGAUGGCGGCUACUACCUUCUCUCCUUCCUUCUCCACUCCCUCGCUCAAUUCUUCCUCCAGAGCCCACAAAACUUUAACCAACCCUAAUCUAGGCUUUUUGGCCUCAGUUUCGAGAUCCUUGAGGUCUCUCAAAGCAACCAGGCUGACUACUGAUAAUGCUUGUGGCUCAGCUAUGGCCUCUCGUAUGGUCUCCGUUCCUGCCGUCCAGACACACAUAUCUCUCGAUUUUGAGACCUUUGUCUUCAAGAAGGAGAAAGUCUCCCUCGCUGGUCAGGACGAGUACAUUGUGAGAGGAGGAAGAGAUUUGUUUAAGUUGCUGCCUGACGCUUUCAAAGGGAUUAAGCAGAUUGGUGUUAUUGGUUGGGGUUCGCAGGGACCCGCUCAAGCUCAAAAUUUAAGGGAUUCUCUUGCUGAUGCAAAAUCUGAUAUCAUUGUCAAGGUUGGACUCAGGAAGGGUUCUCGUUCUUUUGACGAAGCUCGUGCUGCUGGGUUCUCUGAAGAGAAUGGCACUUUGGGUGAUAUAUGGGAAACUAUUUCUGGAAGUGAUCUUGUGUUACUGUUAAUUUCUGAUGCUGCACAGGCAGACAAUUAUGAGAAGAUAUUCUCCUACAUGAAACCAAAUAGCAUCCUGGGGCUUUCACAUGGCUUUCUUCUUGGACACUUGCAGUCAAAGGGACUUGAUUUUCCAAAGAACAUUAGUGUAAUUGCUGUGUGCCCCAAAGGAAUGGGUCCAUCUGUAAGGAGACUCUAUGUCCAAGGCAGGGAGAUCAAUGGUGCUGGAAUCAAUUCUAGUUUUGGAGUCCAUCAGGAUGUUGAUGGUAGAGCUACUGAUGUUGCCUUGGGGUGGUCGGUCGCCCUUGGAUCACCUUUCACCUUUGCUACUACUUUAGAGCAGGAAUACAAGAGUGACAUCUUUGGGGAGCGGGGCAUUCUUCUUGGUGCUGUUCAUGGAAUUGUGGAGUCUUUGUUUAGAAGAUACACUGAAAAUGGAAUGAGUGAGGAUCUUGCUUACAAAAACACUGUUGAAUGCAUUACAGGAAUUAUAUCAAAGACCAUCUCAACACAGGGCAUGUUGGCUGUAUACAACUCCUUGUCCGAAGAGGGAAAAAGGGAAUUUGAGACUGCCUAUAGCGCAUCUUAUUACCCGUGCAUGGAUAUACUGUAUGAGUGCUAUGAAGAUGUAGCCAGCGGAAGUGAAAUCCGCAGUGUUGUAUUGGCUGGGCAACGGUUUUAUGAGAAGGAUGGUCUCCCUGCUUUUCCAAUGGGAAAAAUUGAUCAGACACGCAUGUGGAAAGUUGGUGAGCGAGUCCGAAAGGCACGCCCAUCUGGUGAUUUAGGGCCAUUGUAUCCUUUUACUGCCGGUGUCUAUGUGGCCUUGAUGAUGGCUCAGAUCGAGAUAUUGAGGAAGAAAGGACACUCGUACUCUGAGAUCAUCAACGAGAGUGUGAUUGAGGCAGUGGAUUCCUUAAAUCCAUUUAUGCAUGCUCGUGGAGUUUCCUUCAUGGUUGAUAACUGCUCUACCACAGCACGAUUGGGAUCCAGGAAAUGGGCCCCACGGUUUGAUUACAUCCUAACCCAACAGGCUUUGGUGGCUGUCGACAAGGGCACUCCCAUCAACCAAGAUCUUCUCAGCAACUUCUUGUCAGACCCAGUGCAUGGUGCCAUCGAAGUCUGUGCUCAAUUGAGGCCGACGGUUGACAUUUCAGUGACCCCCGAUGCUGAUUUUGUGCGACCGGAGUUGCGUCAAUCUGGCAAUUGAGUCGGUAGAAUCUCAGAACUGGAAUGAGCAACUAUAUUUAUAGUGUGUUUGAGCCAGAACUUGCUCGUCAUGUAUGUAGUGAUGUAGUUUUUGCAAUGUCUUGGGGCUGGCUGUCUUUUUAUGUUUCAUUUUUAAAUGUUUUAUAUAAUUGUAGGACCAAAACCAUCAGCUGUUUUGAGAUAAUGAGACUUAAUAAUGCAUAUCUAGCUUGUUUUUGGGUA
Messenger RNA from Gossypium raimondii (Peruvian cotton), 2028 nucleotides. RefSeq names its product ketol-acid reductoisomerase, chloroplastic. Gene Ontology annotation, biological process: L-valine biosynthetic process. Gene Ontology annotation, cellular component: mitochondrion; chloroplast. Lineage: Eukaryota; Viridiplantae; Streptophyta; Magnoliopsida; Malvales; Malvaceae. The coding region runs from base 50 to 1807 and encodes 585 amino acids. Gene Ontology annotation, molecular function: ketol-acid reductoisomerase activity. The transcript has 10 exons. The record is from RefSeq and is a predicted model, not a curated record.